AUGGCGCUACCGGCUUCGACCACGUCCCCAGCAGCGUCCACGUCUUCGCGCGCCAUCGUGUCCACCGCGGCAUUAGAGGCCGCGGGCGGUGGAGCCUUCGAGGUGGAUGGAUGGGCCGAAGUACCAGAUUUCUUCUUGGGCACCAUGGUCAACGGCGCCGUCGAGGAUGAAGAUGGCGAUGAAGAUGACACGACACAAACCCUAAUUUUUAGGAGGUGUCCCAUCCAUCCCCCAAGCCGCCGCCACUCCUCCUGUCUCUUCCUCCUCGGUUUCAUCCCCGAUCCAAAUCCCCUCCUCGCUUUCAUCACCACACCAACCCGAGCCAGCCACCUCUCCUUCCACUUAGCCUCUCCAUCGGGAUCCAUCCCGUCCAACCAACGAGCCCCCUCCUCCUGCUUUGUUCCCCGAAGGGAUCGAGAGAGUUGCCGCCGCCUUGUCACCUCCCGUGCCUAUCGACCCCCGCCUCCUCUGCACGCAUCUCGCCGGAGCAAGCUCACCCCGAUCCAGUCGCUGCCGGUGAACAGCGGCAGCAACCGAGGCCCGCUGCGUUUCCCCGCUAUUUCCUUCUCGUCCUGCCCCUUCCCCCUGUCUCUCCCUCACAUCUCUCUCUCUGCAGGAGACUGCUGUCGCGCCCUCUGCCAUGGAGCUCGCCUCCAUCGUCAGCACCGCCCGAGGGCUGCGCCGUCCCCGACCUCCUCGCGGCCCACCUCACCUCAUCAUCCUUGUCUCCUCGCGACCGCGAGCCUAUCCUCAUACGCGCCUCCUCUGGUUCCCGAGGCCGAGUCGCCCCGUGCCUGCAACCCCGCGUUGACCCCCUGCCUCAUCUGCGUCGUCGGAGCACCGAGGAGUUUGUGCCCUCCAUUCCCGCGUCCCGCUCGUCCCAGAGUUCCCUGCUUCGCCAAGACCUCCGCCGCCGCUUCGCUCGAGCAACCGCAGCCUCGGGAGGAGCCCGAGAGCCUCCUCCUGCUCGACCCUGCUGCCUCGCUACGGACCUCUUCCAGCGUGGACCUCGCCGGAGCUCCGCAAGUCGCCGUGCGCCCCUGCUCCUCCUUCCCUUUCCCUCUCUUCCUCCCUGACUUUUUCUCGUGCCCAUGUCCUGCAGGAGCUCAUCGCGCGCCGACCAUUCCGAGCUCCAAUCCGCGAAUCCCCUUGCCGGAAUUGAACCCAGGCACCUCCCCGCGCUCAGUUCCGCCGUCCUCGACCGGUUCCUGCUCGCCCUCGCCCGCACAAGUCCCUCGUCGCGCCGCCGUCGUCGAGUACCUGUCGUGGCUCUACUUUCUGACGAGAACAUGGCGAGGUGCCCGCUUGCCCGCUCGCCUGUUCCUUCCCCGUUGACUUUUCAUCGAUGGAUUGCAGCGCCCAGGCCCAGCGCGCCAGCCUCCCUGGUUCACCAUCGAACUGGGCCCAAGGCCUCGAAGGCCCAUUUGUUGCUUCUUCGGGUUGGUUCUGAUGAUGUCGUGUUGUGAG
Molecule: messenger RNA, 1467 nt
Organism: Triticum urartu
Lineage: Eukaryota; Viridiplantae; Streptophyta; Magnoliopsida; Poales; Poaceae
Source: RefSeq, a predicted model, not a curated record